Molecule: messenger RNA, 1566 nt
Organism: Penicillium psychrosexuale
Lineage: Eukaryota; Fungi; Ascomycota; Eurotiomycetes; Eurotiales; Aspergillaceae
Product: cytochrome P450
Exons: 5
Coding region: 1-1566 (521 amino acids)
Molecular function (GO): iron ion binding; monooxygenase activity; heme binding
Source: RefSeq, a predicted model, not a curated record
AUGGAUUGGUGGAAUGCCAUUGUCGCACAGCCCAUCCUGGCCCUUGGGGUGCUUGGAGUGACCUAUGGGGUGUGGUUGGCAACAUAUCGGCUAUGGUUUUCACCACUCGCCCAUUUUCCCGGACCAAAAUUGGCCGCUCUGACAAUGUGGUAUGAGUUCUAUUACGAUUCAUUCCUCGGGGGCCAGUACACUUUUCGAAUCGCUGAGAUGCAUCGCAAAUACGGCCCGAUUGUGAGAAUCAGUCCCUUUGAACUUCAUAUCGACGACCCAGAGUACUAUGAAAUCUUAUACUCUCGAGACAAACCGAGAAACAAAUCCUUACAUUUGACUGGCAUGUUUGGGGCACCGGCCUCAGCUUUCGGCUCAGUCGAUCACCGCCACCAUCGGAUACGUCGGCAACCCAUGAACCCAUUCUUUUCUCAGCAGCGAAUUCGACAAUUGGAGCCCAUGCUCCGGAAAAUGAUAGAUAAGCUGCGCAAAGGAAUGCGAAACUGGAAGGAGAGACGGACACCGCUACAUGUUUAUCAUGCAUUUAAUGCCUACACGACAGACGUGGUCGUGGAGUAUUCCAUGGGUGAAUCGUUUCAUUAUUUAGACGACCCUGAUUUUACACCACAGUGGUCAAAGACAAUCGAGGCAAUUGUGGAAGUCGGAGUUCAAUUCAAACAGUUUCGCUGGGUAUUCAGCUUGUUUGAGCUUCUUCCACGGUGGCUAGUUGUAAGUAUCAACCCUCACAUCGGCCCGGUAAUUGAUCAGAAACUGGAAAGUCUGCGACUCGCGGAAUCGAUCAUUGCUAGCCAGACCGCCGGUGCAAACUUGGCAGAUGAUAAGGUUAGUGUACCGAAAGGCACAUUGUUUCAUGCGUUGCUAGACAGCAAGCUUCCCCCAGAGGAGAAGGCGCCUGGCCGCCUGAGUCAAGAGGUUUUCACCGUCAUCUCCGCCGGAGGGGAAACAACUGCCAAGAACCUGACAACACUCACCUUCCAUCUACUUAACAACCCAGACAAGCUACAAAGGCUACGGGACGAGCUCAACCGACUCGACCCCAAUGGAACCGCAACUUUGGUGGAAUACGAGGCAAUGCCGUACCUUACGUCUGUUAUGCUGGAGGGCCUAAGAAUCACCAAUGCCGUGGCAACAAGGCUUCAGCGCAGCUCUCCAGAUCAAGUUAUGACUUACAAGGACUGGAUCAUCCCUCCCGGGACACCUGUGGGGAUGACCAGCAUAUUUAUGCACCAUAAUGAAGAUAUCUUCCCAAACUCUCAAAGCUUCAUCCCAGAGCGAUGGAUGGACCCAGAGCAGAGGAAAAGCCUCGAGAAGUAUCUGGUUGCUUUUAGCAAGGGAUCCAGACAGUGUAUUGGAAUUCCCCUCGCGCGGGCGGAGAUUCUUCUAGCAAUCGCCACCAUUUCCCGGGAAUUUGAGAUGGAGCUCUACGAGACUACAGUAGAUGACGUUCGAAUCGUACGAGACAUGUUCAAUGGUCACCCGCGAAAAGGAAGUCAGGGAGUUCGCGUUGUGAUAAAGGAGUGGAAUGGACACACUGGGCAGAGGGCAAACUCCCUAUGA